This is a messenger RNA of Candidula unifasciata, 326 nucleotides long. NCBI's taxonomy places the organism in Eukaryota, Metazoa, Mollusca, Gastropoda, Stylommatophora, Geomitridae. The record is from the annotation of a GenBank genome assembly.
AUCCAUCGAGCGCCUUGCAACAACUGGUCGCAUUUCGUUAUAACCAAACAUCAUCGACAGCGCUGUCAAGUCUUCUGGUGGCCCCAAACACACAGAUUACAAUGAAUAACACAGCAGGAUCAUUGCAUGAAGGAUUUCCAUCAAGCUCAACAGAUGGAGCUGUUAUUGAGCCAAUCGUCACAACUCUUCCAUUACCCAGUUUAAACUCGACUUCCGGAGCGACAGCCAAUCAAAACCUGGAACAACGAUCUCCAGUUGGAACACCCCCAAACAGCAGCUCUCCUACAGCACCUUCCAUGAACUUGACUAUAGCUGUUAGCACGUAG